This is a messenger RNA of Lolium perenne, 2305 nucleotides long. Lineage: Eukaryota; Viridiplantae; Streptophyta; Magnoliopsida; Poales; Poaceae. The record is from RefSeq and is a predicted model, not a curated record.
CGGAGGUUACCUAAAAUGGAGAAUGCAAGCCGGAUCAUAGUCACCACAAGGGAGGAGAUUUUGUUCAGCAAACCAACAAAACAUAUAUCAAGAUGGGACUGGGCCGCGUCGACCCGCCGGGUCACUGACCCGGCCCAAAAGUUCAAGGCCAUUGGGUCGGCCUUGAUAUGUUUUUGGGGCAACAGAGCCGGCUUUGAUCGACCCACCCGUCGCAGCCCCCGUCUCCGCCCCCGCCCCCGCCCAUCUCUGCUGCCGGCGGCGGCGCUGCCUCCUGCGUCUCUCCGGCUGCCUUCCGUACGGGUCGUCGCCGUCCUGGUCGCUGCCGUCCCGGUCGCCGCCCAUCUCUGCUGCCGGUGGCACUGCCUCGUGCUUGCUGUGCCGCUCCUGCCGUUCCAGUCGACCCAACGCCGUCAUUGUCUCGGUUGCCCUCUGACUGCUCCAACUCGUUCUGCUCCCAGCUCGCCAUCUUCCUCCGAUUCUCCACGGAAGGCAAGGCGACCAGUCCAGCCAAGAGCAAUUGUGCAGCAGUGUGUGCUGGUGCGAAUUCGUGCAGGGACUGCUUGUUUCGAUUCAGCUCGCGAGAGCGGCGGAGGUGGGAGUGCGAAGAUGUCGGAUUUCCAGACCUCCACGCACCGGGAGCGGUGGAUCUUCCAGCCUCAAAACCUGGUAGAUAAGUGGACGGGGGUGAACCGGCGUUCCGCGGAGACCCUCGCGCAGUAUGGAACGACGCGCUUGAAGGUGGACCCUGUCGACGGGUCGAUAUCGAACCCCGAACCUGCGCCCGAUCACGUUGUCGGGAGCUCGGGUGUGAAGCCUCUAUCCUGCGAAGAGGAGCAAAUGAUGCGGAGAUUUUACGAGCAGAAGAUUCAGGAAGUGUGUAAAGCAUUCAAGUUCCCCCACAAGAUUCAGGCUACAGCAAUAAUAUAUUUCAAGAGAUUCUAUCUACAGUGGUCCGUAAUGGAGCAUCACCCAAAGCAUAUUAUGUUAACUUGUGUAUAUUCUUCUUGCAAAGUGGAAGAAAAUCAUGUUUCUGCUGAGGAACUUGGCAAAGGAAUUAACCAGGACCACCAGAUUAUUUUAAAUAACGAAAUGAUUGUUCUGAAAUCUUUAGAUUUUGAUCUGAUCGUUUUUGCUCCAUAUCGAUCUAUCGAAGGGUUUAUUGAUGACAUGGAUGAUUUUUGUAGGGCAGGUAAUGGUGCACACCAACGGUUGAAGGAUUUGUAUCAAACUGCGAAUUCUCAUGUUGACAGAAUGAUGUUGACCGACGCACCUCUUCUCUAUACUCCUGGACAGUUGGCAUUGGCUGCUCUGUACAAGUCCAAUGACGCACUCAAGGUCCUCGAUUUUGAAAGAUACCUGGAAAGUGUUUUUUCAAGGCAACGCCUUGAUUGUCCAGUCGAACAAUUUGUUCAGAUAAUGAAUACGAUUAAUUACUUGGUUGACCGGCUUCAAAUACUUACUCAAGAAGACAUGAAACAUGCUGAUCGCAAGCUGAGACAUUGCUUGGAUGAGCACAAGAAGAAAGAAAAGAAGCCGAAGCACAAAUCAAAAAGGACUGCUGGCGAUGCCCGGCAGUAAGUACCUUGUAAGGGCAGCUGUGAUGUGUAAGAACCAGUUCUGGAAAAUGCGGCGGCCCUCCGGUUGAUGAUCAGGCUUCGAGUCCGACUUCUAGAGCCAUUGCACCAGCGAUGCUGAGUUGAUCUCCUGACCAGCUUAGACCUUGGCCAAGGACAAGGUAUUUACAUACGAGACGGCUUACUGUGACCUUCUAGGCCCUUUGCUCGUUCGGUGCCAACGAGCUCUAUAUAUAUUCUGUAAUAACUUCAUAAUUCUUUUUUUUAGAACACAGUACAACGCAGACGCUCACAAAUACGCACGUACAAACACUCCUAUGAACGCACGCACGCACAUCCUACCCCUAUGAGCACCUCCGAGGGACUGAGCUGGCAUAUGUUGAGGUUGACGAAGUCACCACUGGCGCCUCGCUGUUGACGGACACGGCACCUACCACUGAAAGCAUAGCGCCGGUUAAAUCCUGAAAUAAAUCCAAGUAAAUGCAAACACUCAUGCCAAGUCUAAAACUUAAACGUGGGUGGGCUGGUUCCACCACGUUUGAAAUAACUUCAUAAUUCAUUAGAGUAACUUAACUGUUUGUCGCGGCUGGAGAGUGUAAAACAUUGGAUGCUAUAUUGAUGUAAGUUAAUUCUUUGGCACAUGAGGAGUGACAACCUUGAGGUGUAAAACCAUGGAUGCUACUUUGUUAUAUUCAGGAAUGAUGCAAAGCUGCCUGGCCGUGUCAAGUAAA